AUGGAUAUAGGAGGUGAGAAGCAGCACGAUGUGAUGAAAUCGGAGAACUUCCAAGGUUUUCGAAUGGUGGGAGUGAAGUAUGGCAGAGAGAUAGGGAGCAGCGACAACAGAAGAGCACUGAGGGACAUCAAUAAUCUCGUGGGCAGCAACGUUCCUUACCCCCCUAAGAUCAUCAAGAAAGUUAUGACAGAGGAUGAGAAGAACAAACAGAGUUUCGUAGGCCGAAGACCGAUUACAAGGAGGUUUGCUGCUUCCCUAGCUCAAAAUUCCCAAGACUGCCUUCAGGUUGUAAAGAAAAGUGAACUUAACACGCAACAACAUUUUUCUUUCUUAGAUCUCACACUAGCCAAACCUAUUGGCUGCCUAGUUCAAGCGAGAAACCAACUAGUCCAAGAUACAAGUUUUGCAUGUACUGGUGAUGCCAUAUAUGAGGAAGAGCAUGUUGCAUUUCCUAUUGAUGAACCUUUGCCAAUGGUGGAGGAUACUGAAGAGAUGAUUGAUUGUGGGAUGAAGGAAGUUGAAAUGGAGGAUGUAGAAGCAAAAUUGCUUGAAGAGAUUGACAUCUGUGAUUCUGACAACACUCUUGCUGUUGUCAAGUAUGUGAAUGAUAUAUACUCUUUCUAUAGAGAAACAGAGGAACUUGGCUGUGUCCCGCCUAAUUACAUGUCAAACCAGUUUGAUAUUAAUGAGAGGAUGCGAGCUAUAUUGAUUGAUUGGUUGAUUGAGGUGCACUACAAAUUUGAAUUAGUGGAAGAGACACUGUUUUUAACAGUGAACCUAAUAGAUAGGUUCUUGGCUCGCCAAAGUGUGCCAAGAAAGAAGCUUCAACUGGUAGGGGUGACAGCCAUGCUACUUGCAUGCAAGUAUGAGGAAGUAAUGGUUCCUGUCGUGGAAGAUCUUAUCGUCAUCUCAGACCGAGCCUACACUAGAGACGAAGUCCUUCAGAUGGAAAGUUCGAUUGUAAACACCUUACAGUUCAACAUGUCAGUGCCAACACCUUAUAUGUUCAUGAGGAGAUUUCUCAAAGCUGCUCAGUCUGAUAGACAGAUCGAGCUUCUUUCGUCUUACAUAAUAGAGCUGUGCCUUGUUGAGUAUGAAAUGCUCAAAUUUCGCCCUUCAAUGCUUGCUGCUGCUGCAGUUUAUACAGCUCAGUGCAGUUUAAAAGGAUUCAAGCACUGGACUAGGACCAGUGAGCUGUGCACUAAAUACUCAGAAGUCCAGCUUCUAGACUGUUCUAGGAUGAUGGUGGACUUCCACCAGAAGUCAGGAAAAGGAAAGCUUACUGGAGUCCAUAAAAAAUACAGCACAUUCAAGUUUGGAUGUGCAGCAAAAUCUGAACCUGCUCUAUUCUUGUUAGAUACGAGGAACUAACUGAACGUAUCCCCGACUUACAUAACAAUGCUAAUCUUUUUCUUAGAGCUAGAAAGGUUGGAGAGUUUGACUGCUCUUUGCAACUGAAGUUGCUAGUUUGCAUGCAAUGUAAGUUGCAGUCGUUGAACUGUAUGCAAUUACUGUUCUAAUAGUUUAGUUUGAUCGGAUUUUUAAUAAUUGUCUCAGAAUCUAUGCU
Dendrobium catenatum is the source of this 1567-nucleotide messenger RNA. Its product is annotated as G2/mitotic-specific cyclin-2-like. Gene Ontology annotation, molecular function: cyclin-dependent protein serine/threonine kinase regulator activity. Lineage: Eukaryota; Viridiplantae; Streptophyta; Magnoliopsida; Asparagales; Orchidaceae. The record is from RefSeq and is a predicted model, not a curated record. Gene Ontology annotation, biological process: mitotic cell cycle phase transition; regulation of cyclin-dependent protein serine/threonine kinase activity. The transcript has 11 exons. Gene Ontology annotation, cellular component: centrosome; cytoplasm; nucleus. The coding region runs from base 1 to 1371 and encodes 456 amino acids.